This is a messenger RNA of Symbiodinium necroappetens, 714 nucleotides long. The record is from the annotation of a GenBank genome assembly. Lineage: Eukaryota; Dinophyceae; Suessiales; Symbiodiniaceae.
AUGGCAAGACACGGCAGAGGUUUGUGGAGGCUUGCAGUCGUCAGCCAGUGUGCCCUCAUUGUAGUUUGGCAGCUUUCCGAAAGCUUCGUCCAACCAGCUUUCAAGAGAAGGUCAGUGUCAGCUGCUGGGGCAUACCACACAGCGCACACAGUUAGACGUGCAGAGGGUGCGGAUAAGAGCGCUGAUGCGCCAAAUCCUCUUGUGGCAGUGUGGCGCUACAUUGGUGGUUGGUAUGAAAUCCAAGAAUCCGAGGGCAAGCUCUACUUUCAGGAGAACAACCUUCAGGGUGAGCUUGUAGAACAGGACGGCUGGCUAGUUGCGGAGCUCCCCCCUGCGGGCACGAUUCGCCUGAAGCUCGGUGACUCGGGGGAGGAGGUUUUGUCGAACUUCAAACCAGCAGAUGCCGAGAAAUGGGGUGACACGAUUACCGCUUUCAAGGAGUGGGAAUCUCUGACCAGCCGGGUGGAGUCCCUUUACAGUGACCUGGACAGCUCAGAAUUCGAGGGAACGGCCAUGGACGGAGAAGUGAAAGUGAAAGUCAACGGUCGGCAAAGGCCCGUCGACCUGUCCUUCUCCAAAGCCGCCUCAACCUCGAAGGCGCUGGCUGCGUCCAUCGCAGAAGCGCACUCCAGCGCCGUUGAUCAGUCGAUGGAAGCUAUGACUGCACGGCUUCAGGAACUCUAUGCAUCACAUUUCUCUGCCACCAAAGCCUGA